AUGCGCGGGACCGGCUACGCCUAUUCUGCAUACCCCGCGCCCCCGCUCCGCAGCCCAGUUGUCCCGCGGCAGUCCUCUCCUGUGCCGAGGCCCCCGCAGCCCGUCCCGGCCGCGCCCCUCGCCGUCCGGGCCCGGUCGCCCCUGUGGCCGCACUCGCCGCUCCCAGCGGCCGCGGCCGGAGACGUCGUGCCUUGCGUCGUGGAGAGCCCGGCGCGGAGGUCGAGCCCAGGCCGCCACCUGAGCCCAGGCCGCCCCCUGGCGUACCCUGCCGAGCCGCCGCGGAGCCCAGCAGGUCGCCCGCUGGCGUACGCCGCCGAGGCGCCGCGGAGCACUGCAGGCCGCCCCCUGGCGUACCCCGCCGACCUCGCGGCAGGCUCCGCGGUGCUCCGCGAGCGCAGCAGGCCGGCGUCUCCAGGCCGAGGCGUCGUCGUGCACGACCCCGCCGCCGCCGCGGACGGCGCAGCGCUCGCGGCCUCGCUGCGCCUGGAGCGCCAGGCGCGGGAGGCGCUGGAGCUGCAGGUGAAGACGUUGAUGGAGAGCCAGGGCCACCACGGGCAGAGGCCGAUCGGCGGGGGCGCCGAUGCGCUCGACAGCGAGCCCCUGCGCGGCUCCAGGGAGGACCUCCGGAGGCAGUUGGCCCGGGAGCAGGGCGAGAAGCGCCCGCUGCGUGAGGCCGUGCAGGUGGCCUACGUGGCGGACAACAGCGCCCUGAGGGCCAACACCCCGGGCAUCCAGUACCGCUUCGGCACCCACGUCGACCUCAGGGCUGCCUCGGGCAACCUCCUGAGGUGGGGCGCGACGGUGAAGGGGACCGAGUGCGUGGGCGGCGAGUGGCUGAAGGUCGAGGGCAGCGGCUACCUGCCCAUGAGGCUGAACGGCGUGCGGGUGCUCAAGCGCAAGGGCGCGCCCGGCUGCUCUUCGUGCUGGGCGGGCCUCUGCGGGGCGCCCGCGGGCCUGCCGCGCAGCGGCGCCGCCACGCGGGCGCCGGAGGCCUGGCAGGCUGGCACCAACACCAGCCCGGACCUCCCGGGCCUCGGCGCAAACAUAGGGGCGGAGGUCUGCAUCAUUGGAGCUACGGGACUGCGCCCCGGCGGGGGGGCCGAGAUCUUCUGCCGGUGCAGGGUCCGGGGCCAGAAGGUCGACGCCGCCGAGACGGCCCGGAGGCGGGACCCGUGCCCGGUGUGGGAGUCGGGCCACCGGCUCGGCUUCGAGGAGAUCCGGGGGCGCAGGCUGGAUUUCGAGGUGUGCAGCUCGCAGGCCCACGCCAUGGGCGAGAAGGUCAGCAUCCUCGGGAGGGCAACGCUGUCGGUGGGCAGAGAUUGGCUGGGCGCCUCAGAGAGCUUCGAGGUCGACCUGCCCCUGAGCCGCUACCUCUGCGGCGCGGGCUCCUUGAGGGUGAGGCUGUUUGGCGUGAGGCCGGUGGGCGUGAACGCGCUCCACGAGACGGUAAAGGCGACCGCCUUCGAGGACCUGGACGCAAACGGCGACGGGAGAAUCACCCGGGAGGAGUUCGCGGACGCGUACCAGAAGGGCAGGGUGAAGUUCGGCAAGGACGGGAACCUCGUGUCGCCGUGCGGGUCGCCGCGGUCGCAGUGGCCUUCCUCUGGGCAGGGCUCCCUCUACGGAGGCUCCACCACCGCGUCGACGGUGACCUGGGUGCUGGUCCGCCACG
This is a messenger RNA of Prorocentrum cordatum, 1672 nucleotides long. Lineage: Eukaryota; Dinophyceae; Prorocentrales; Prorocentraceae. The record is from the annotation of a GenBank genome assembly.